CGACCGCACGUCCCGCGCGUCCGUCGCACAGCGCUCUCGCGUCCGAAGCGCGAGUCCCCGCGCGCGAACGACCGCGCGUCGUCCGAAGCGCGACCGCGCGCGAGAGGCUCGCUCUUCCCCGUCGUUCGCGGAAGGGAGGCUCGCGUCGGAGAGAAGAAAAUAAAAUCAGAGGCGGCGUCCGACCGACGAGCGGGAUGGCGAACGCGUCGUCCAUCGGGCUCCAGAACCCGGCGUUCUUCGUCGGGCGCGCGGAGCUCUUAGAUUGGGUCAACGGCCUCCUGAACCUGCGCCUGACGAAAGUCGAGCAGGUCGCGUCCGGGGCGGUGCACUGCCAGAUCCUCGACGCGUGCCACCCCGGCGUGGUGAACAUGUCCAAGGUGAACUUCGACGCGAAGAGCGAGUACGACAUGGUGAAUAACUACAAGACGCUUCAGACGGUGUUCGACAAGCUCAAGAUCACGCGGAUGAUCGAGGUGAGCAAGCUCGUGAAGGGAAGGCCGCUCGAUAACUUGGAGUUUCUGCAGUGGAUGAAGGCGUACUACGACACCGCGACCGGGGGCGUGAGGCCGGAGGAUUACGACGGCGAGGAGCGAAGGGCGUGCAGCAAGGGUGGGAAAAAAGCGAGCGGCGGCGGCGGCGGCGGCGGCGGCGCGAAGCCCGCCGCGUCGAGGCCCGCGGCGUCGAGGCCCGCGGCGUCGACCGCGUCGAAACCGGCGUCGACCGCGUCGAAACCGGCGUCGACCGCCUCCUCGACCGCGGCGGCGAACGCGGCCGCGGUCAAGGAGCUCACCGCGGAGUGCGCGGAGCUGAAACUCGCAGUGGAGCGCACGGAGCAAGAGCGCGAGUUUUACUUCGAGAAGCUCCAGGACAUCGAGUUUCUCUGCCAGCGCCCGGAGUUUGCGUCGCAGACGCUCGCGAAGGUGGUGGAAAAGAUUCUGUACUUCACGGAGGGGAAGCCGGACGUCGAGGCGAUCAUCGCGGAGUGCGGCGAAGAGGCCGCCGCCACCGCCGCCGCCGCCGCCGCGCCGUCCCCCGCGGAGCCUCUCUCGACGCCCGCGACGGAGGACGACCUCGACACCACGGUCGAGGCCGUCGUCGAGAACAUGGAAUCCCUGACGGUGGCGCCGGAGACGGAGACGGAGACGGAGACGUCGGAGGCAGCGGCGAGCGACGCGCCGACGGCGACGCUCUCGGACUCGCCGUUGUGCACGCAGCUCAGCGGGGAUCUCUCGGGGAGUGCCGAUCGAAGCCCGCUCGCGGAGGUGAACGCGUGA
This is a messenger RNA of Micromonas pusilla CCMP1545, 1274 nucleotides long. It is a transcript of the gene EB1, whose product is annotated as microtubule end binding protein. The record is from RefSeq and is a predicted model, not a curated record. Gene Ontology annotation, cellular component: spindle midzone; cytoplasmic microtubule; microtubule plus-end. Bases 195 to 1274 code for a protein of 359 amino acids. The transcript has 3 exons. Lineage: Eukaryota; Viridiplantae; Chlorophyta; Mamiellophyceae; Mamiellales; Mamiellaceae. Gene Ontology annotation, biological process: spindle assembly; protein localization to microtubule; regulation of microtubule polymerization or depolymerization. Gene Ontology annotation, molecular function: microtubule plus-end binding.